AGCGUGAAGUUUGAGCAUGCCGGGAGCUAUCAGGGGGGCAUGAAGAACGGUGAGCGGGAGGGCACAGGCACGUUCAAGUGGGAAGACGGGGAGCUGUUCAACGGAGACUGGGCUGGUGACAUGUUUCAUGGAUGGGGGAUCUAUCAGUGGAGGAAUGGGCAGAAGUAUUCGGGGUACUGGAAGAACGGCAGGCAUGAUGGACAGGGUUAUAUGUCCUGGAGCUUGAACGAGAACAUGCCGGGGUGGCGGAGGGCAGGUCGAUACACGGGAAGCUUCAUGAACGGUUUCAGAGCAGGCAAGGGUUCGGAGACGCAAGCGGAGCUUGGGUGCUACACCGGCGAGUGGCAGCAAGACAUGCGGGCAGGGGAGGGCAUGUUCAAGUGGCUCAACGGGAGCAGGUACCUCGGGGAAUGGUCGUGCGACCAGCGCAACGGCAGCGGAGUGUUCACGUGGGCCGACGGGUCCUGGUUCCAAGGCUCCUUC
This is a messenger RNA of Guillardia theta CCMP2712, 483 nucleotides long. RefSeq lists its product as hypothetical. The annotation marks the transcript as partial. The transcript has a single exon. The record is from RefSeq and is a predicted model, not a curated record. Lineage: Eukaryota; Cryptophyceae; Pyrenomonadales; Geminigeraceae.